CCCACGCCGGGCACGCCGCACAACAGCCGGGAGGCGGACGCCGAGCUGGACGAGGACGCCGAGCUGGAGUCCCCCCGCGACAACUUCACCGAGGACUCCGGGGAGUGCUCCUCCUACGCCGACCACCCCGUCAAGGUGGAGUGCCCCCCCUUCGCCAUCCCCGUGCCGCCGGGCGACGGCUUUAAAGAAAUCAAUGCUCCAACUAUUACCCCACCUCUCAAUCAGCCCAAAAGAUCAAAAAAGCGCCAUGCAAAUUUAACGUUGGAUAAAAUGAUGGAAAAAUUCCUGCAGCAGAGUGUGGAUACAGAGGAGAAGUUUUACAGAUACGAAGAGCAGAGGCUCAAAAUUGAGGACAAGCGUCGGGAAGCUGAGCAUGCUCGGGAGCUCCAGAUGUUACAGAUGUUGGGACAGAUGUUGGCAGGAAUUUCUUCUUCGGUAUCACAAAGGUCACAAUCUAUGCCAACGAGUCCACCUCAGAGAGCGAAUCAUCGUUCAUAUGGGGAUAACUUUAAUUAUAAUGCUAUGACAGCAGCACUUUCUCCACCGAUAGUUAUAGAGAGAUCUUUUUCACUGCACAGAACACACUCUCUAAAGGACAUGGAGAAUAUUUUUCAACUGGUGCGCAAUGUUAUCCCUCCUCUAACAGGGAAGAGGCAUAAAGGUCAAGAUGGACGUAUAGGCAUUGUUGGAGGAUGUCAAGAGUACACUGGAGCACCGUAUUUUGCUGCAAUUACAGCUCUCAAAGUGGGUGCAGAUUUAUCCCAUGUGUUUUGUACCAAAGAUGCAGCAACAGUAAUCAAAUCAUAUAGUCCAGAGCUGAUUGUUCAUCCAGUUCUUGGUAGUCCUAAUGCUGUCCAUGAGGUGGAAAAGUGGUUGCCACGACUGCACUCAGUUGUCAUAGGACCUGGCUUAGGUAGAGAUGAAGUUCUACUUGAGAAUGCUAAGGGUAUUAUAGAAAAAUCGAAAGUGAAAGGAAUUCCUAUCAUUAUUGAUGCUGAUGGACUGUGGCUCAUUUCCCAGCAGCCUUCCCUUAUUCAAGGCUACCAGCGAGCUAUCCUUACUCCAAACUACAUGGAGUUUAGUAGACUGUAUGAAGCCAUGCUUAGAGACCCCGUAGACAGUAGUGAUCAUCAUGGAUGUGUAUUAAGACUCAGCCAAGCCAUGGGAAAUUUGACAAUUGUUCAAAAGGGAGAAAGAGAUCUUAUUUCAGAUGGAGAGAAAGUACUUGUAUGCAGCCACGAAGGAAGCAGCCGGAGAUGUGGUGGACAGGGGGACCUCCUCGCUGGUUCUCUUGGAGUCUUAGCGCACUGGGCAUUUCUUGCUGGAGCAGAAAAAACAAAUGGUCAAAAUCCCUUUCUAGUGGCUGCUUUUGGAGCUUGCUCUCUCACGAGGCAGUCUAACCACCAAGCCUUUCAAAAACUGGGACGUUCAAUGACUGCCUCCGACAUGGUUUCAGAAGUCGGAACAGCUUUUAGCAAACUUUUUGAAACCUGAAGCCAAAGCAGCAGCAGAGAAGAAGAAGCAAAAAGGAAGAACAAUGACUGCAAGAGUAAUUACAUUUACCGUAGAAUUUACAUAAGUAAUGCACCCUUUCAAGUGCUGUAGCAGCAUUGGUAUGAUGAUAGGUAGAUUUUUUUUAUUUUUCAGAAUAGAAAAAUAUGAUUAAUGUAGAUAUUUUUUAAGAGUUUGGAAUAUGAAAAUGUUUUGGCUGAAAUAAGCUGUAGUCGCAGAUCUGUUAUAAUAUAAUAAAACUAAACUGAAAGUAUUCCUCUGUUCUUUUUGAUAGUUAUUGAGCAAUAACUAAAGUGUGAACAGCAAAAAAAUAAUAAUAAUAAUGCACUUGAUACUUAGAUAAAAAUUCUUCCACCAGCUCAACUGAAUUUUCUUGGAUUGCACCAAGGUUGUCAUGUUUUCAUUCUUAGACCCUCUGUCUAGAAUUAGCUAUUGCAUUUCAUUUUUUGCCACGCUAGCAUAUCAAGAAGCAAAAUGUCACCCUCUUUGGAAAGGGAACGCAUGAGAGUCGCUGUAGAUUUUGAAUGUAAUUAGUUGCCUUUUUCCCAUUCCCAGUCCCAGAGGCAGCGUUGGUUCCGACAGUACCCCCCUUCCUGCAACACCUUGGGUUUUUUUGGAAAAGGCUCCCCCCGUCGCAGAAUAAGGAUUUACUGUAGGUAUCUUAGCAUUAAACAGUAAUUAUGCUUUUACCUGGGAAAAAAAAAAUAAAUUUCUAUUCCUUUAGCUGGCCUUGACUCAUCUAGAACUCGAUAGGAUGAACUUUGUGACAUUAUCAUUUGGAGAGGUGCUAGGCAGGGUCAGAAACGUAGUGAUACCCGACAGGCUCUCGGUGAUCACGGAAGAGCAAAGUGCUUUUUAAACCCAAAUGAAGUUCGAGCUCUGAGAAGAUGAGUGUAGGGAGACGUAGGUGGCUUUUUUUUGGCUCGUUAUCCUUCAUGGAGACGGCCGACUCCUGCUGUGGGGCCAUACCCAGCGGGCUCUGUUGGCAGGGCAGGCGAGCGUCGGGUAUAACGGGGAAGCUGCACUGGAUUUUUGCACAGUAUCCUUUCUUCAGUUUUGGGGAAUUCAGUCAAAGCUCGUAGGGAUUGAACCGAUACGGAGAGAGGGGUGAGUUCAGGCAGAGGACAUUUAAAAAACUUCCAGAAGUGGGUCCUGCCCCUAAACCCCCAGUCUGGCUCCUGGUGUAUAUACUCCUUAAAGCACCUACAGGAACAAGCGUGCAGCGUGUCUGGUGACUGCACUAGAUGUUAUAUAUUCAUUACAGCCCCCCCCCUUUCCAGUGAUCCAGCUCCAGGUUGGAACACAGUGCCCUGCGUUCCCCUACCUCGCAAUAGCUGCCCAGGGAGGGCACCUGGAAUCAGAGAGGCUGCUCCCAGUGUGUCCCUCCUGCCCCUGAUAGUCGUUAGUUCUGGAUGCACUGUGACUACUACCUCACCCCGAUGCAUUUUUUUUUUUUGGUUUGUUUGGUUUGUGUUUUUUUUCUUUUUAAACCAGUUACCUAUUUUUAAAAUAGGUUUUUAAAUGUUUGCUCAUGUUGGUCUAUGAGGGUUCACAGACUUUUUAGAUUAGAGCAACAUCUGCUCCUAAGAGAUGAGCUUCUGGUGUUCAAUAUCAGCAGUUUUGUAAACUAUCAUCUACAACUUUGGGGAAACUAAGCUGCUACUGGUUUUCCCCCUAAAACUAUUUGAGAUGCCCAAGUCCUUUUUAAAUAAAAUCAGAAAGUUAAACCUGAUGUUAAAACAGCUUACUUGAUUUCCUUUAAAAUGAGCGUUUCUUUUGUAUUUAGAACAUCAGUGGUACUAUCACCUAAACGGCAUUUGUAGGCGAAGUCGAUCAAUUAACAGAGCUCAGUCCAGAUUGCAACCUGCCCUCUUGGUUUUAAAGCUGCACAGAUGCUGUAACUCUGUUAUCCACUAAUGUAUACAAAUUGUUACCAUUUUUAAACAUUCUGGAAAUGUAGCAGUUUCUUUUGGUAGGAAAUAAAAAUAAUAGCAAA
Calidris pugnax (ruff) is the source of this 3508-nucleotide messenger RNA. It is a transcript of the gene NAXD, whose product is annotated as carbohydrate kinase domain containing. Gene Ontology annotation, molecular function: ATP-dependent NAD(P)H-hydrate dehydratase activity. Gene Ontology annotation, biological process: metabolite repair. The annotation marks the transcript as partial. The transcript is spliced from 11 exons. NCBI's taxonomy places the organism in Eukaryota, Metazoa, Chordata, Aves, Charadriiformes, Scolopacidae. The record is from RefSeq and is a predicted model, not a curated record.